AUGGUGGAUGCAAGUAAAACAAGAAGUAUACAGAGUUAUGUAGAUGAAUUAAAGAAUUCUGAGUGCUUUAAAGGGGCAAAUGCGCUUUACUCUGACAGAUGUGGAUGCUUGAGGGAUAUGAUAAUUGAAACAAAGCACAUUGAGACCUCUGCUACUUUAGUUUUUUAUUUAUUUCCAUCAGUGUAUUUUAUUCCAGACUGUCAAAUAUACAUAGAAAAUAACGAUUAUAUGCUUUAUGGAGUCAUCUGUCAUAAAUCUUCUGGGUGCUAUUCUGCUUUUACUUAUUGUGAAUCUGGAAGUUCCUGAGUUGAGUAUAGUUGGUCAAAGGUGGCACCUGUUGGUCUGCCUGAUUUUAGAUAUGUUUGCAUUCUUUUCUAUAAAAAUAAAAUUUAA
This is a messenger RNA of Blepharisma stoltei, 393 nucleotides long. NCBI's taxonomy places the organism in Eukaryota, Ciliophora, Heterotrichea, Heterotrichida, Blepharismidae. The record is from the annotation of a GenBank genome assembly.